Molecule: messenger RNA, 7479 nt
Organism: Cherax quadricarinatus
Lineage: Eukaryota; Metazoa; Arthropoda; Malacostraca; Decapoda; Parastacidae
Source: RefSeq, a predicted model, not a curated record
ACUGGGCUGUCUGGCCCUCAGUGUGUGUCCAGCUCUAACGUCGAAGGUAUCGUUCGUCUUCCUUCGUCUCAGCCAUGACUGAAGCUAAAUCAAACUACAAGGAGGUCCCUACUAACGCCGAAGAUGAAAUCAAGAAAGACGAUGAUGUGGUGGGUCUCAAGCCCAAGAUGACCCUCCUGAAUGGUAUUACGGUGAUUGUGGGUUCUAUCAUCGGUUCUGGUAUCUUCAUCUCCCCGACUGGUGUGCUGCAGAACACCGGUAGCGUAGGCAUGGCUCUCGUUGUAUGGAUAACCAGCGGGAUCUUCUCCAUGGUGGGCGCCUACUGUUAUGCAGAGCUAGGAUGCAUGAUACAAAAGACCGGCGCUGACUAUGCAUACAUAAUGGUCACGUUUGGGCCAUUCCUGGCGUUCAUGAGGCUGUGGGUGGAGUGCAUCAUUGUACGGCCGUGUUCCCAGACCAUCGUCGCCCUCACCUUCAGCGUCUAUAUAAUGAAACCAUUCUUCCCUACUUGCAUACCUCCUGAUGAUUCUGCUCGCCUCCUGGCCGCCGUCUGCAUCCGUCAGACGCAGUACUUCAAUUUUGACAACACAGAGCAUGACAUCACCAAGAUAGCUCUCUCCUUCUACUCUGGACUCUUCGCUUACAACGGAUGGAACUACCUCAACUUUGUGAUAGAGGAGUUGAAGGAGCCAGUCAAGAACCUUCCCAAGGCUAUCUACAUCUCCAUCUCCCUGGUGACUGCUGUCUACGUGCUGACCAACGUGGCCUUCUACACUACCCUCUCCCCUGCUGAGGUGCUGGGCUCAGAGGCUGUGGCUGUGACCUUUGCAAAUAGAUUGUACGGUUACAUGGCUUGGAUUAUGCCAUUUUUCGUCGCCUGUUCAACCUUUGGAGCAGUCAACGGUGUGCUACUGACGUCUUCCAGGCUCUUUUAUGCUGGUGCUAUGGAAGGCCAGAUGCCCGAGAUUCUGACAAUGAUCCAGGUUAAGCGGAUGACCCCAACCCCUGCAGUGUUGUUCAUGGCUUUCCUCAGUCUUGUCUAUUUGGGCUCAAGUAACAUAUUUGCUCUUAUCUCCUACGUUGGCUUUGCUACCUGGGUAUCAAUUGGCCUCGCUGUGCUGUGUGUGCCAUGGCUACGGUGGAAAGCUCCUGAGUUGGAAAGGCCCAUCAAAGUGAAUCUUAUCUGGCCUGUCCUAUACAUCAUUGCCACUAUACUCAUUACCAUAGUACCCAUGGUGGCAGCACCUAUUGAAACUGGUAUUGGUGUUGGAAUUAUUUCUACUGGUAUCCCAGUUUACCUCCUCUUCAUCAAAGUGAGAAAGCCAGUAUGGAUUAAGCGGGGACUCAAUAACUUAAAUAUAGUACUGCAAAAGGUGAUGAUGGUCUGCCAACCAGAAAAAGCUGCAAGUCUGUGAAGAGCAACACGUUCCUUCGAAAGGCUAAGGAUUCUCUAAGAAAAUUACACAGAGAGAACAUUUAACUUGCUGUAACAAGUACUCUCUUAUUUUCUGGCAAACUGUUUUAUUCCUGUGAAAUUAUCGAUUUUAAUUAUUUUGUCUAGCUAUGCUUUACUUUCAACUGGUGGCAUAUUUGUAAGAGAUGGGACAAAGAAAUCCUCUCACAGUGAACUAAAUAACACUACUUACAACAAACAGAUGAUUCAAUGCUUUUAUCACUUUUCCACUGGGAAUUGGGAGAGAUGAAUAUUUUGUAAGUAAAUAGUAUCUUGAGUGCUGUGACAGGGGAGUGGGAUUACAUUACAUGCCACUAAAUAUAAUGUAGACAAGGACUUCUGCUUUAGUUUUUUGCACCAAGUAGGCUUUGAUAAUUUUUAUAAUACAGUAUGAAAACCUUUGUAUAGUUGAUUACAUUUAAGAAAUGUGUGUUUACAUAAUUACUGGGAUAAUAAAUGAUGUAAAUGAUCUUGGAGUAGGAACAGUUGCAGUUAUGUAGAUUUACUGUGAUAUAUACUUGUUUUCCAUUUAUUCUAGAAAAGGAAAUUUAAUUGAUCAAAGAAGCGUUCUCGUGUACGUAUUAUAUUGGGAAUGAUAAUUUACACCCACUAUUGUCAGAGUUAAAAAAAUAAACUGCUGCCAUAUGUGGCUGGAUUGAGGGGCUAUGGUGUGCAGCUCACUUGAACUUCCACAUGUCUGAGUUACAUUUAUAAAUUAAGAUUUAGGAACCUUUUAAAUAUGAAUAAAUCUCCUCAGUAUUCAGCUACAUAGUAGCAUUUACGGUAUGUAAUUUUCUAGAUUAAUACUAUUUCAUCAAGUACAUUUUAAAUUUACUAUGGAUAUUUUUUGAUCAUAAAUGUUUUACAGCAAACUGUAGCCAUUUAUGACACAGAACUAUUUGAAUUUUGCAUCCAGUAAUAAUUAUGACAGUCUCUCUCUCUCUCUCUUUCUGCAAAAAAUAACAAACAGUUUGAUUUUUUUCAAGACAGGUUUUCAACUUGUUUAAAUUUGAUACUAUAGAUCUGAAACAGGUUUCUUAGUUGCAAGAUAUGUGACCAAUUUCAUUAUAUUUUCUAACAGGUGCCACAAGAAUAUGGCAAGAUAUUUUAAAAACUAUGAAGGGAUUUGCUUUAUUUUCGCAUUGUCAUGAGAUUUAGAUGUACCAGGAUCUAUGUCUAAAACACAACUCUUGGAAACUUUCAUUUGUUUAAAAUUUUAUAUUAUAUUUAGAUAGUAUACCAUAUUCAAGGAAUAAGAUAUCUCUCCUUUGACCACAUUUAUGCUGUUUAACUCUCACUACUAAGGGCCUGCUCCUGCAGUCUGAUAAAAUAUUUAAAUUUUUAUGCUUCUUUCUCAGAUAUACUUGUUUAUGUAAAACAAUCUUUUUAUGCAGUAUUUUAUAAAUUAUUUAAAUUUCAACCUACACCAAAAUAGCAAUUCAUUUGUUUUUCUGUUGCAUAUUUGUCAGUUGUAGAUGUGGAGACUAUAACAAACCUGCAUGAUGAAAUUCUUGCAUAUGCCACUCUGUUCCUACUGGUAAUGUAGGUAGGUCAAUAAGCAUAUUACACUGGACAUUAAAAGAUAAGGGUAAUACCAAUAUUCUGUAAAAUAUUAAAAAGCUGUAAGAGAGAAAUGAUAUUUUGGUAAAAUAUUUAUCUUUUUUUUUUAUCAACAUCAGUUAGUACUGUAAUUCUGUAUUUUGUAUUUAUAUGAAAUCAGUAACCAUAUAUAAUUUUUUUUUAUCAAGAGUUCCUUGAUAAUCAGUUUGUGGUCAGCAAGAUAUAAAUAUCCUCAUUAUUCAGAAUCUAAUAAUUAAAAGAUAACUACUGGUUUGAAAUAUUCAGUAUAUUUUUAUAUUACAACUCAUAUUUACAUGAAUUAUGACAGAGGGGUAAAUAAAAAAAAAAAAAUGGAACUGAAUAUUUGAAUGUACUGCGUUUGUCAUACGUUACUGGGACCAUUGUUUACAUGCUGGAGGAUGUUUGAGCAAGAGUGAUUGGAUAGUUCUGAUGUACUGUGUAUACAAAACCACACUAUAGACAUUCAAAUAACUGCAAAAUUGGUAUGUUAUUUCUUUACAAAGUUUUAACUGGGACUUCGUGGGGAUCUGAGAUUUGCUUUGUCUGUAAAGUAAUGAAUUGGUAACUAUUGAAAUAUGUUAUGACACUGUGAACUAUCCUCAUGCCUACAUUUGAAUAUAUUACUGUAUGGCAGAUAAUACAGUAUUCUCUUGACAGAUACAAAUACAGUGCAGCUUUCAUCUACUAGUCAAGUGCCAUAAUUUAGCAAAUUUGAUACCUAGAUAAGUUUGACGUAUGCAUAUUAUGGAGAACAAGAGCAUGUUUGCUACUGAAUUACAUUUUUAACACCAAGUGUAGGGAGUAGGAUUAGUUGAAGGCUUGAACAAUUUUUCUCGCACAUCCCUACCCUUCCCACACCGCUGCCUAAACGGCUGAGACUUGUAUGAUAGUUUCUACCUACCUGCAGGUUUAGUGCAUAAAGCAGAUAUGUUAAAGGUUAAGUAUGUAACUAUAAACCAGAUGCAAAUGUUAUAUCCAACAUUGUAGAUUUAUUACCAAUGCCUUUGCAUAUAUGCUCUUGUAGGUGGAAGCCAUUUGUGACAAAGGCUAGUUUCUAAAAACUAUAAAAUAUUCAUGAAAUAAGCUUUUAAAAGAGAAGGUGGUUGUAAAUACCAGAAAGCUUACAUUCAGUUUUAUAUAAAAAUUAAUUUAAAAUUAUGUUUAGUUUCACAUUAAAAACUAAUAAACCUGUUGGGUGAUGCAGGAUAGGAAAUGCAAAGUAAAAGAGCAAAGCAUUACUACAGUUAAGUUGUUCUAAAUCGUUUAUUUCACCUUUUCAACUCCUUUAUAAAUCUGGUUUCUUUUUUAUUAUAAUAAUAAAAAAUCUGGUUGAAAUAUUUUUUUUUUUCAAGAGUUGAACAUAGUCAAAGUUAUUCACUGAAUUUCUAAUAGCCUAUUAAGUGCAAUUUGAAGAAAGUCUUCCAUCACAUUUAAAUGUUAGCUGCUGAGAGCUGUUUUGCUGUCUGUCAAAAGUGUGUAAGUUGCCAUUUACACAUUUACAAAUGAUGCCUCAUAUAGUCCCAAAGUCAAUGGAGGAUGUGAUGCAUGGUUGUUGCAACUGCCAAUGCCAGUGAUAAAAUACAGCUGUCAAUUUGUUCACUAAGACUAUUUACCAAGUUAAAUUUGAUUCAAGUUAUCAUUUUAACACACAUAUUUAACAAAUAUUUAGAACUGUAACUUGAUUUCUAAAGGCAAGAACUGCCAUGUUUAUACAUACAUCUGGCAUAUCCUUCAUUGUUGCAGAGGCAAAGGUAGUGUAAAUAACUCAGUCAUGUAAAGAUAUUUAGUAAUGUAUAGGGCAAUUUAUGUGAUACUGAGAGGGUGUGAGAGUGAGAUAGUGAGUGUGAGAAAGUAUGAGUGUGUGUGCAUGUGAGAGUGCACACUAUACAUCAUAUAAAUACAUACAUGUAUGUAUAUAUAUGAUAUGCAUAUAUAUACAUGUAUGCAUAUAUAUACUGUACACUUGCAUAUGCACACACGUGCAAAAAAAAAGUUUUGUUAAAUAUAUGUAAAUGUCAUUCUUUGGUGUGUAAUUCCAUAUGUCAAUACUGGCUCUUCUUGAGGCCAGGCACCCUAUGAAAACCAGUGUUUGUGUUGUUGGUAUAGCAAAAGCCUUGAUAUAUUAUACAAAUGUCUUAACUCUCUGGUAAAACAGACUUUUAUCUUCUUGUUGAGAGUGGUAAUAGAGGCAUUGUAAGUAUUGUACUAGGAAAGUUUUAUGGGUAUCUGUAUAUUGUCAUUUCUGUGCUAGUAGGCAAAGUACCAUUUCAAUAAUUUUUAGAUUUAAUAUACUGGUAACCAAAAUAUGAGGAGCUGAACUCUGUUGUGGUAUAUGUUAGUGAGCUUCAAAGCUGCUCAUCAUUAGCCCUUAAAACAAUACAUGGUAGGGAACCUUGCCACCAAUGUGGUGGGCAGUCUUUUUAUGAAAUUUAAAGCAUUUAAAAUACUGUAGUACAGAAAAAUUUAUAUAUUUAUAAAAAUAGGAAUAAUUACCUUAAUAAUAGUGAAAAAGUUACAGGCCUGAAGUGAUAGUUUCACAUUUGCACCCAAAUAUUUAUUAUAUAUACAAAGUUUGUUAAUGGGUUUAGUUUUUUUUGUAAUAGCUACUAUUGUAGCUUUAAAUAAGUAAUCAUGUGUGUUUCAUUGCGAAAAAAACCCUUUGGCAGUGAAAUUACAACACAUUAACAUAUCUGUCACACAGUUUUAGAAUGAAUCAUUGUGUUCAUACAAAAUGAUCAAUACUUGCCACAAAACAUGGACCAGUUAAGCAGUCUGUUUUAUCAUCAGAGAACUUUGUUUCAUGCAGAGGGAUUUUACCCACUAGCAUAACACCUGUCUUUAAAACAGGGACUAUGUCCACCUGCAUGACAGUUAUUUAAAACACUUGUUUCAUGCAAAGGGACUAUGUGCCCUAGCAGGAGUUUCAUCUAAAACAUUGUUUUAGGCAAUUUGUGCCCACUACCAUGACAAUGCUGUUUAAAACACUAGCAUAAGUCUGCAUGGUGCACAUAAAUUUAGUGCUUAAUAUCAGAGGUUUACCCAAUAAUAGUCCUUGGCACUUUGAACCUGCUAGAAUUUGUCCAGUUCUUCCUGCACAAGUAUAAGCAUGUUGCACCCAGUUUAAGGGUUUACAAGAACUAAGUUAUGCUACUUUUAUAACCUUUUUUUGUGAUGUUUUUUUCAAACCUACAGAAUUUUAUCUCGAGACUUUAUAUGGUAUGUAAAUUGUUUUGAGUAAAAAAUGCAAAAUAAAUAUCAAUAAUGAAAGUAAAGAUAUUUUAAGCCUUGGCCUAAAAUUUUGGUGACUAGGUUAUCUUUUAAACUAGACCAUUAAUAAUACAGAAGUUUAAAUUUAAUUUUAUUUCUAUAAAUGAAUACAUCAGUGCUCAGAAAACAAAUACAUAUCAUAAGAUUGAAAGAGUAUUUCACAUGCUAGUAAUCUCGUCCAAAACUGUGAUGCUCUGAAGAGUGUGUUACACUGCUAUUUGAGCAGAUAGUUGUUAUUAACUCUUGGAAAAGUCAUCACAUUAGAUGAGCUAUAUUUUAUUACUUUGUUUUGAACACAGCUUAAGGCAUGUAAAGUACUUAGAUUCUUACAAGUGAAUGAAAGUACACCAUCCACAUCUGUUUAUGAAAUGCCUAUAGUUACAUUCCUGAAUCCUAUGGUUUUAAUAAUCUACAACCCUAAUGAAUAUAGAGCAUAUAUUUAAGAGUGCAUCUCAAAAAUUCACUUCAGCUUUUUUUUUUUUUUUUUUUUUUGUGUUAAUAGUCUGAAGAGAUUUUCUAUUCAGACUUUCUAUAAUACUCAUAUUAUGGAUUAACUUUUAUUAUAUUGCAUUUUAAUCUUGAUGUUGUAUAUUUUUUUUUGUAUCAUUAUCUUUGCUGGAGUUACGGAAUAUUAUUACCAUUAUUUUUAUGUGCAUUUUCAAUAAGCACAAACUUUAAUAGUGCAACAACUGCAAGUGCAAAUUAUUUAAAGAUUAGGUAAUAUAGUAUGCCUGUGUGCUAUAAACACAUUUUGAUACGAAACCAUGGAUCAACCUUCAUUGAGGCGUGACUGAUGAUUGUGGUGAAAAUGUUACAUCUCAAUGAAUGCUCCUAGAUACACUUACUGGUGGGAGAAAUAUAAACAUGGCUAUGAUAUGCAUAUUGAUUUUUGCGUUAUACUGCCAGGUUUACUUGUAAGUUUAAGCUGUCUUGGUUCCUUUCCACUGAGCUUAAUGAUGUGCAGCAAAGCAUUUUUGUGGCCUGUGAGAAAAUGUCCUUGUGUAUUGAAAUGUUUAGUAAACUGUCAUUUUAUGUAUAGAAGAGACUUAUCUUAAAAAUGUCAUACAUUGUUCAACAAGAUUUAUGUUGUGAAAAUAAUGAGAGUUGUCGAGUGUACUUUGUGAAGAAUGGAUUGUACAACUGUUUGUUAAUGUUGAAUGAAGUAAACAACUUGAUCA